AUGUAGAUCUGGAUUUUAAUGAGAUAUGUUACAAAUUUGAAAACAGAUCAGCCACAAAUUUCUCAACUUGAUUCAAACCUACAACCGGAAUCCUCGAAUCCAUCGCCUACCGUGAUGGGUUGGGAUCAGGCUCUGUUCCGCAACAGUCUUCUCGCCCUGUACCUCAUUGGACCACCGACCGUCGUCUCCCUGAGGUUUCUCCAGGCGCCGUACGGGAAGCACAUCCGACCCGGGUGGGGUCCAACCAUGUCGGCUCCAUUGGCCUGGUUCCUGAUGGAAAGUCCCACCUUAUGGUUGACCCUCCUCCUCUUUCCAUCCGGCGAUCACUCCUCCGAUUCCAAGGCUCUCCUUCUCAUCUCCCCCUUCCUCCUUCACUACCUCAAUCGCACCUGCUUCUACCCAAUUCGUCUUCUCUGGAGUGGGACUCGACGGAAUGCCACCGCCGGUUUUCCGGUGAUUGUGGCUAUCAUGGCAUUCGGAUUCAACUUGCUCAAUGCUUACGUGCAGACCAGAUCUGUGUCUCAUUACGUGAAGUACGAGGGAGAUGGGUGGUUUUGGUGGCGGUUUUUUGGUGGAGGAGUGGUUUUUGUGAUGGGGAUGGCGGUGAAUAUAUGGUCGGAUGGUGUUCUGGUCGGACUGAAGAGGAGCGGCGGCGGUUAUAAGGUGCCGAAGGGAGGGUGGUUUGAGUUGGUGAGUUGUCCUAACUAUUUGGGAGAGAUUAUGGAGUGGCUGGGCUGGGGGGUGAUGUGCGGGUCAUGGGCUGGGCUAGGGUUUUUCCUUUAUACGUGUGCAAAUUUAGUGCCUAGGGCACGUGCAAACCACACGUGGUACUUGAACAAGUUUGGAGAGGAUUAUCCCAUAAAUAGGAAGGCUGUAAUUCCCUUCUUGUAUUAACUCUAUGUCUAUCAUAUUUCAUAUUAAAAUAAAAUAAAUUCCUUUUGCCUUGUUUUAAAAGAGAAUUUUUUUUUA
This is a messenger RNA of Cucumis melo (muskmelon), 969 nucleotides long. Its product is annotated as steroid 5-alpha-reductase DET2. Gene Ontology annotation, biological process: brassinosteroid biosynthetic process. The record is from RefSeq and is a predicted model, not a curated record. Gene Ontology annotation, cellular component: membrane. Gene Ontology annotation, molecular function: 3-oxo-5-alpha-steroid 4-dehydrogenase activity. The transcript has a single exon. NCBI's taxonomy places the organism in Eukaryota, Viridiplantae, Streptophyta, Magnoliopsida, Cucurbitales, Cucurbitaceae. Bases 19 to 894 code for a protein of 291 amino acids.